Molecule: messenger RNA, 1496 nt
Organism: Daphnia magna
Lineage: Eukaryota; Metazoa; Arthropoda; Branchiopoda; Diplostraca; Daphniidae
Gene: Sc2
Product: probable very-long-chain enoyl-CoA reductase art-1
Exons: 7
Coding region: 153-1058 (301 amino acids)
Biological process (GO): very long-chain fatty acid biosynthetic process
Molecular function (GO): protein binding; oxidoreductase activity, acting on the CH-CH group of donors
Source: RefSeq, a predicted model, not a curated record
UUUUCUGUUCCGGCCGCUAACUGUUGUAAAAGCCGAAUCGCCCACGGGUCGCACUAGUUUGACAACUUGUGUUUCAGUUGUAAAACUGGAUUGUACUGUCUAGUGGUCCUCGGUGAAUCGUCUUGAAGCGAUAUUCGACUAAAGGAGCUAAGAUGGAGAUUGGCAUUUUAAGCACUUCUGGAGGAAAACAGCUGGCAACUCUUACGGUUGACCCAAAUUCAACAUUGAAGGAAUUGAAAACUCAAAUUCAUCGUCUUAAAUCUCACCUCUACCCUGACAGACAGGAGUUCCGCCAGGAACCACGGGGUAAAGGGCUUGAUGAGAACAAGACAGUUGCAGCACUUGGUUUGAAGGAUCACAGCAAAUUAUAUCUAAAAGAUCUGGGACCUCAAAUUGCAUGGAAAACAGUUUUUCUGACUGAAUAUGCUGGUCCUCUUUUUGUGUAUGCAUGGAUUUACCAGAGACCUUGGCUGUUUUAUGGAGAAGGAGCAUCUAACCAACCCAUGAGCCAAGUUGCACACAUUGCAGCUUGUUGUUGGGUGAUUCACUAUGCUAAACGCAUCUUGGAAACCUUGUUCGUUCAUCGCUUCUCUCAUGCAACCAUGCCAGUGCGUAACUUAUUUCGCAAUUGUGCUUACUACUGGAUCUUUUCUGCCUACGUUGCAUACCACGUCAAUCAUCCACUAUACACUGCCCCCUGUCAAAUGCAGAGCUACAUCGCUCUUGGAUUUUGGACGAUUUGCGAGCUCGGCAACUUUAGCAUUCACUGGGCUUUACGCAAUCUUCGACCUCCUGGUUCUAAAGAGCGUCGCAUUCCCCGUCCAACCAAGGACCCACUCACUCUCUUGUUUAAUUUGGUAUCAUGCCCCAACUACACUUAUGAAGUCGGUGGUUGGGUCGCUUUCACUAUCAUGACACAGUGUUUGCCAGCCGGCCUGUUUGCCUUCGCCGGGUUCUACCAGAUGGCUGUUUGGGCCAUUGGGAAACAUCGAGCCUACAAAAAAGACUUUAAAGAUUACCCCCGUGGCCGCAAGGCUAUCAUUCCAUUUGUGUUCUAAGACACCCAGUUUCUGCUGCCGGAUGGGCAGUUGGGCACAUGAGAGUAGUGUGAGGCUGUUUUUCGGUUCCUGAAGAAAAAACUGCUCUAGAAAAUUUUCACCAAUGCUCAAUAAGCCUCGAUGUUUUUCUCUCUUUAAAUUUAAUUUACUUUUGAUUUUUUUUUCUCCUUACUAUUUUUGUUUAGUUGUUGAGUUUUUCAAGUUACUUUUUGAAAUCAUCAGGUUGUCUGAUCCUAAAUUUUCUUUUUACUUUCGAGGUCUGAUAUUGUUGCUACACUUAUUCUUUCUAGAAGUGUUAUAUCUCCCACUCUCUUGGCCAGCCUGUCUGUUAAGUUGCCUCUUCUCAAAAGGAGCGAUUUGUAAUUCAAAACAAGGUGUACGUGUAGGAAUCCAUCAUCUUUGGCUCGCUCAUCCGUUAUAUAGUUUCGUCGCCGUUUC